AGCAUAAACUAGGUUAUACUUUACAUAAGCCAUGUUUUGCCAUUUUACAAACUGAUGCUGACACACUGAAGCUGAACCUUUUCACUCACAGAAUGCUUUCUGUUAUUGUAUUUGGUAACUUGACCAAAGAAACGGCUGCUCGUUUCCAACCAUGCACCCUGUGAUAGGAAAGACGCUCAUGCUAAAUUUAGGCCAAAGGAGCACUUGUGUCCAGACAGUAGUGAGCGAUGUUAUUGGACAGCUGUUCUGUCACUCAAUGUAUCGGGAAGGCGGAGGAGCUUUGAUAGUUUACAUUGGAGAGCGUGCCCUGUGCCAUAUUUAACUGUUGAGGGUCGAGGGUCGAAGGAGGCCAAGCCAGACAUGCCAGAGAUGGUGUCCAUCAGGUUAUGUGGUGCUGCAGUCAGUGGGAGAGCCCGAGGCCCCGGAUCCAACUGAAGACUGACGACCAAGUCGGUGGAUUCAUCGGCGCAGAACAGAGAUUUCACCCAGUUUUUAUGUCCAUUCAAGGACAUCGAUGCGGUCCUGAAGAUCGGCCAGGCAAGCGGGCGGCCUCAUGGCUCCUCAGAAACGAGUUGUGCUUCACCACGGGGGACGUGUUAGUUGACAAGAUUUGACUGGACAUAGCCAUGGGGGACUGGAACUUACUGGGGAAGCUUCUAGAAAAGGCCCAGGAACACUCCACGGUGGUGGGGAAGGUGUGGCUCACUGUCCUCUUCAUCUUCCGCAUCCUGGUCCUGAGCGCCGCCACUGAGAAGGUGUGGGGCGACGAGCACUCAGGCUUCAUCUGCGACACCAAGCAGCCUGGUUGCGAGAACGUGUGCUACGACAUCACAUUUCCAAUUUCCCAUGUUCGCUUUUGGGUGCUGCAGAUUAUCUUUGUGUCCACGCCCACAUUAAUCUACCUGGGACACAUCCUCCACCUUGUACGGAUGGAAGAGAAGCAGAAGGAGAAGGAAAACGUGCAGCAUUUUGAAAAGCAGACCCUCAUCGUGGACGUCAAGCAAAAGAAGCCAUUGGUGAGGAAUGAUAAGGGCCACGUGCGCCUGCAGGGGGAGCUCCUGCGCACCUAUGUCUUUAAUGUGAUCUUUAAAACCCUGUUCGAGGUUGGUUUCAUAGUGGCUCAGUACCUCUUGUACGGCUUUGAGCUGAAGCCCAUGUACACGUGCGACCGCCCCCCCUGCCCAAAUGUUGUAAACUGCUACAUAUCACGUCCCACUGAGAAAACCAUCUUUAUCAUCUUCAUGCUAGGCGUGGCUAGCGUGUCUCUGUUUCUUAACCUCAUUGAGAUGUAUCACCUGGGCUUCACCAAAUGCCGCCAGGGGAUCACCUACAGGAGAUCUCACCAUUCCUCUGGUAGGGGCUCCAAGGAACCCAGCGAGGCAGCAGUGCCAUUUGUGCCUAGCUACGACGACUUCUUCCCCGUGCACCACCAAGUCCAGCCUGGCUACCCAUCCGUAACCGGUUACAACAUGUCCCCUCUGUCUGAGGGUACCGACUCAUCCUUCCACCCAUACCACAGCAAGGCCGCUUACAAGCAGAACAAGGAUAACUUGGCGGUGGAGAGGAGUAGCGGCAAGCCAGAGGAAUGUGAACUGAAAGGAAAGAAAGGAGCAGAAUCAGUCCCUGGGUCACCUACACAGGGCAGGCCGGGUCGCAGUGCCAAACACAGCAGCAGCAAGACGAGAGUAGACGAUCUGAAGAUAUGAGGUGGUUCACGUUUCUCAGAGAGGUCUUAAAUUGCUACCUGUUUGGAAAUAUUAGUACAUGUGCAAGUGACUCUUAUUACUGAGACGCCACAGGUUUGUCUCAUUCCAGCUUUGCAGAGAGGGCAGAGAAACUGAAAUUACAGUGUGAAUUAUAAGGACUGAUAAUGCCCACAAUUGUUUGUUUAAAAUGGUUUUCUCUAUUGAACUUGAACGAACUAGAUACAGGAAAAAGACCCAUAACAAUA
Thalassophryne amazonica is the source of this 1951-nucleotide messenger RNA. RefSeq names its product gap junction alpha-3 protein-like. The transcript has 2 exons. The record is from RefSeq and is a predicted model, not a curated record. The coding region runs from base 627 to 1706 and encodes 359 amino acids. Gene Ontology annotation, cellular component: connexin complex. Gene Ontology annotation, biological process: cell communication. NCBI's taxonomy places the organism in Eukaryota, Metazoa, Chordata, Actinopteri, Batrachoidiformes, Batrachoididae.